CCGCUGCCCGCCCCGCGCGCCGCCCUCUCGGGACUGAAUCGGUUGCGUUCCUCUCGGAACGCGCCGCUGAGCCAGGUUCCUGGUGACGACUGCCGAGUUCGCUCGCUCAGUCCACUCGCCAGCCCGCCGCCCGCCGCCGCCGCGGUACCCCGCAAACCCGCCCCUCUCUUGUGCCAGAAACUUACCACCACCACCACCACCACCACCACCAUGCCCUACCCAUACCCAGCGCUGACCCCGGAGCAGAAGAAGGAGCUCUCUGACAUCGCUCAUCGCAUCGUGGCUCCGGGCAAGGGCAUCCUGGCUGCAGAUGAGUCCACCGGAAGCAUUGCCAAGCGGCUGCAGUCCAUCGGCACCGAGAACACCGAGGAGAACCGGCGCUUCUACCGCCAACUGCUGCUGACCGCUGACGACCGUGUGAACCCCUGCAUUGGCGGUGUCAUCCUCUUCCAUGAGACGCUCUACCAGAAGGCAGAUGAUGGACGUCCCUUCCCCCAAGUCAUCAAAGCCAAGGGCGGUGUUGUAGGCAUCAAGGUAGACAAGGGCGUGGUACCCCUGGCAGGAACAAAUGGCGAGACCACCACCCAAGGGCUGGAUGGGCUGUCUGAGCGCUGUGCCCAGUACAAGAAAGAUGGAGCUGACUUUGCCAAGUGGCGCUGUGUGCUGAAGAUCGGGGAGCAUACCCCCUCCGCCCUUGCCAUUUUGGAGAAUGCCAACGUGCUGGCCCGUUAUGCCAGCAUCUGUCAGCAGAAUGGCAUUGUGCCCAUCGUGGAGCCAGAGAUCCUCCCCGAUGGGGACCAUGACUUGAAACGCUGUCAGUAUGUAACCGAGAAGGUGCUGGCUGCUGUUUACAAGGCUCUGAGUGACCACCAUGUCUACCUGGAAGGCACUUUGCUGAAGCCCAAUAUGGUAACCCCAGGCCACGCCUGCACCCAGAAGUUUUCUCACGAGGAGAUUGCCAUGGCAACCGUCACAGCGCUGCGCCGCACGGUGCCCCCUGCUGUCACUGGAGUCACCUUCCUGUCUGGAGGCCAGAGUGAGGAGGAGGCAUCCAUCAACCUCAACGCCAUCAACAAGUGCCCCCUGCUGAAGCCCUGGGCCCUGACCUUCUCUUAUGGCCGAGCCCUGCAGGCCUCUGCCCUGAAGGCCUGGGGUGGGAAGAAGGAGAACCUGAAGGCUGCCCAGGAAGAGUAUGUCAAGCGAGCCCUGGCCAACAGUCUCGCCUGCCAAGGAAAGUACACCCCAAGCGGCCAGGCUGGGGCCGCAGCCAGCGAGUCCCUCUUCAUCUCUAACCAUGCCUACUAAGCAGAGGUGUUCUAAGGCUGCCCCCUCAACACUCCAGGCCCCUUCCCCCUCCUCCACUCACUCUUGAGGAGGGGCUUCAUCCGGGCCUCCAGGCUGCUCUUUCCCAUGACUCUUUUGCUUCCCUCGUGAUACUGGUGCGUGGUGUUGUCUGUAUAUGCUAAUUCCAUCCUUUCCAGCCCACUGCCAAUAAACAACUAUUUAAGGGGGAA
Choloepus didactylus (southern two-toed sloth) is the source of this 1514-nucleotide messenger RNA. RefSeq names its product aldolase, fructose-bisphosphate A (gene ALDOA). Gene Ontology annotation, molecular function: fructose-bisphosphate aldolase activity. The record is from RefSeq and is a predicted model, not a curated record. The coding region runs from base 211 to 1305 and encodes 364 amino acids. Gene Ontology annotation, cellular component: cytosol. NCBI's taxonomy places the organism in Eukaryota, Metazoa, Chordata, Mammalia, Pilosa, Megalonychidae. Gene Ontology annotation, biological process: fructose 1,6-bisphosphate metabolic process; glycolytic process. The transcript is spliced from 9 exons.